AUGGAUCAGCUUGCGGAAAGUUACAUUGAAAGUUUCGAUCUUUUUAUGGAUAGCGGUGAUCUACAACAGCUGCACAGCGCCUUGGUGAAGUCCGAGCUAGGGCUGUGUAAUGAUGCAGCAAGUCUCCAGCCCCGGCACAUCUUCCCCAGUGCCGAGGUCACCGAUCAGGUCACCGGACAGAUGCAAGCACACGAAGGCCCCACACAACAACUGUCAGCUGUUGCAGGCGAUGUUGUUGCCUACAAUCACAGAUCACCCAUCAACUCCAUGCUGACACCUCCUGCCACCCCACUGCCGGCCUCCCAGCAGACACACCCGACUCCUACGCGAUCUUUAUCCAGUUUUGGCAGUGCAUUCGGCGAUCGAGGAUAUUUUGAAGAUUGGUUUUUAAAGUUAGGAUCGCAAUGCUCGACUGCGAGUGUUAGCUUGGCUAACAGUUCUCAGUCAAACAAGCAGGACAUCAAACCGAAUCCUCUUGAUGAACUACUUAGAUCGAUCGAGCCGCAGCUUGUCCCCCACAGUCCGGUUUCCCCCUCUAUCAAAUCAGAAAGCAACGACAUAUCUGGGCGCACAAAUAAUGAAUUCGACCUGGAUUUUGAUGAAGAUAACGAAUUAGAUGUAGAGGAUGACGACGAUGACGACUCGAAAAGUUCAACAUGUGAAUCGGCUGCAUCGUUCAGGAGGUCAAGGCGAAGCUCCAUGACGCGAUCACCAGGCAGCCCGUUAUCUCCGGAGAGUUCAUUUAUUGACGACGAUGAUCUGGUGUCGUUACCUGUUCGUGAACUGAACAGGCGCCUACAGGGCUGUCCUAAAAGCGAAGUGCAACGAUUGAAACAGAAACGACGCACUUUAAAAAAUAGAGGAUAUGCGCAAAACUGUCGUUCCAAACGCAUGCAGCAAAAAAAUGAACUGGAAACGACAAAUAAAUCACUGGUACAGAAAAUAGCAGAUUUGAAACGACAGUUGAGCACUUCUGUAAGAGAACGCGAUUUUUUUAGGCAGCGUUGUCAUCUCCUAAAAAAUGAAUUGGUUCGAGCCACCCGAGCCCAUAUUUCUAGCCUGCGAAAUGAGCCUGGCUUCGCAGAAUUCCUGGCAAGAUUAGCCGAAGAUGAUAGUUUCAGCAGCACCGCAGCAAGCUCCACCAUAAAGGCAGCUAAAAAUGUUGACAGUGAGAACUUUUAA
Candidula unifasciata is the source of this 1182-nucleotide messenger RNA. NCBI's taxonomy places the organism in Eukaryota, Metazoa, Mollusca, Gastropoda, Stylommatophora, Geomitridae. The record is from the annotation of a GenBank genome assembly.